CUCUGGUGUUCGCGGAGCAAAGUCUCUGCGGUGGCCCUGCCAGCGGGGACACGCGUCGCGCAGACGCUCCGGGUCACCAGAGCCACACUGAGUUUGGAAUUUUGCCUGCCCCGCAGCCCGGGAUGGGAUGGCCGCUCCCCUCGCCCCGACUCACCUGCUUCUCUGAGCCACGUCCAUUUUCCUCUUUGCUUCUGGCUCCCGAAGGCAUCUGUGCCGCGACCGGGUUCCAAGGCUCACCAAGAGAAGAGACAGGGUGGUAUGGUAGUGGGAGGUGCACUCGCCAGAGUCCCCGCCCUGCCCUGGGGGGUAGGGGUGGAAGGGGUGCAGAACAGCCGACCUGGCCCCCACCAAGCCCCUGGUAUCCUUCGGCGACAUCGCACGAUGGGUGACUGGGACCCCGGGAGGAAGGGGCAUGCAGCGUGCAAAACUUUGGGUCCUCCAGCGGCGACUGCCGGAAAGGCCGCCUUUACUUCUGCUCGGGGUCGCUCCAGUUGCGGGGUUGCUGGCUGGACAAGGCGGCGGUGCGCAGCAUCCUGGCUCGAGGCGACCCUGCCCGGCUGAACGUGCGCGGCUCUCGGCCUCUGCACCGCUCUGCGCUCCGCCAGCCCGACUGCGCGCUCUCCCGGGCCCCGCGCACUCCGCGCCUCUCUGGCGCCCCCAGCGGCCGCGCGCAGCACAGCAGGGCCGGGCAGGGCCGAGCGCGCCCCGCCUCCUGCCUCCUCCGCCGCCCUCCUCCCCCUCGCAGAGCACUCAAUGUCGGAACGUUCCGAAGAUGACGUCGGAGCGUUCUCGAAUCCCGUGUCUCUCGGCUGCUGCUGCCGAAGGAACAGGGAAAAAGCAACAAGAAGGAACAGCAAUGGCGACACUGCACCGCAAAGUGCCCAGUCCGGAGGCGUUUCUGGGCAAACCCUGGUCCUCCUGGAUCGACGCCGCCAAAUUACACUGCUCCGACAAUGUAGAUUUAGAAGAGGCUGGAAAAGAGGGUGGCAAAAGCAGGGAGGUUAUGAGGCUUAAUAAAGAAGAUAUGCACUUGUUUGGCCAUUAUCCAGCGCACGAUGACUUCUAUCUGGUCGUGUGCAGUGCCUGCAACCAGGUCGUCAAGCCACAGGUCUUCCAGUCACACUGCGAGAGAAGACACAGUUCAAUGUGCAGGCCUCCUCCCUCUCCAGCAUCCCCAGCCUCCAGUUCCCGGACAUCACUAGCACAGGCAAAGACGAAAGCCUGUUUCCGCGGCCAUAACGCUGUCAGCAGCACCCCAAAGCCAUUUAAAACGCCCAAAGACAAUCUACUUACCUCCAGCAGCAAACAGCACACAGUCUUCUCUGCAAAGGGGCCAAGGGAUAAACCAUGCGUUCCAGUUCCUGUAGUCAGUUUAGAGAAAAUCCCUAACCUAGUGAAGGCAGAUGGUGCCAAUGUCAAAAUGAACUCCACAACCACUACCGCAGCCACUUCCUCCUCCGCUGCCGUCUCCACCCCACCUCUAAUUAAGUCCAGCUUGAUGUCCAAGUCAGUACCACCCUCACCAGAGAAGAUCUUAAAUGGCAAGGGGACUCUGUCAGCUACCACAGACAAGAAGCACCAAAACGGCACCAAAAACAGCAACAAGCCUUACCGGAGACUCUCAGAGAGAGAAUUUGACCCAAAUAAACACUGUGGAGUAUUGGAUCCCGAGACAAAGAAACCUUGCACAAGAUCCCUCACCUGCAAGACACACUCGCUGAGCCAUCGCAGAGCGGUCCCAGGCCGGAAAAAGCAAUUUGACCUCCUCUUGGCGGAACACAAAGCCAAGUCGCGGGAGAAAGAAGUGAAAGAGCACCUCCUGACUUCCGCUAGGGAAAUACUUCCAAACCCGCCCGGACCGGUGCCUGAUGCUCUGCAAGGAUCUUCCAGCAGCACGGUAGCAGAGCCGAAAGUACCAUCCCCUCCAAAAUCCAGGCCGCUCAACUCUGUACUUCCCAGACCAUCAUCUGCCAACAGCAUAAGCAGCAGUACAUCUUCAAAUCACAGCGGCUACACUCCGGAGCCCCCUCUGCCCCCAGCUGGAGGUGACCUUGCCAGCCGACUGUCCAGUGAUGAAGGGGAGAUGGACGGAGCCGACGAAGCCGAGAAGUUAGACUGUCAGUUCUCCACACACCACCCCAGACCUCUUGCGUUCUGCUCGUUUGGGAGCCGCCUCAUGGGACGAGGGUUCUACGUAUUUGACAGACGAUGGGAUCGUUUUCGGCUCGCACUGAACUCCAUGGUAGAGAAACACUUGAAUUCACAGAUGUGGAAGCACAGAAGCCCGAGCCACAGGGCAUCAGGUCCCUCCCCUCUGUUCAGGACUUGCCUAACCAAUCUGCUGUCACUGAGCAACAUUGGGGCUGCCUGGGUGUCAACUCUGGAGAGCGUAGCACCCCGCUGCCCUCUCAGCCUCGCUGCCCAAACUCCAGGCCCUGACGGGCCCGAACCUGGAGGGAUGGCAGCCGAUGGGGGCAUGGAAGACAUUAGGAAGAAAAGGAACGGCCAAGACUCUUUUUUCUUUAACAAGCAUUUAACUCUGCAUCAGGAGACGCCAACACAGUAUUCUCUUUCAGCCAGGAAGAUCCCUCCUGCGGCAGAUAGCCCCAUGCCCUCGCCAGCAGCCCACAUCAGCCCUGUUCCAGCAUCCGUUUUACAGCCUUUCAGCAACCCCAGUGCUGUGUACCUUCCUUCAGCUCCCAUCAGCUCGAGACUCACCUCUUCUUACAUAAUGACAUCAGCCAUGCUCUCAGACGCAGCUUUCGUGGCAUCGCCGGACCCACGUGUCCUCAUGUCCCACACCACAGCUUUCCCCCAUGUGGCUGCAACCCUCAGCAUCAUGGACUCAACCUUCAAGGCCCCAUCCGCUGUGUCCCCGGUACCAGCUGCCAUUCCUUCCCCAUCCCACAAGCCAUCCAAAACCAAAACCAGCAAAUCCUCAAAAGUCAAAGACCUAUCAGCUCGUAGCGACGAAUCUCCAAGUAACAAAAAGAGGAAGCCGCAGUCUUCGACUUCCUCCUCCUUGUCCUUGCAGGCUUCCUUCUCGUCUCCGUUGUCAGGGCCCCACAAAAAGAACUGCGUUCUGAAUGCCAGUUCCUCCUUGAACUCCUAUCAGGCAGCCCCUCCCUAUAACAGUCUGUCUGUGCACAACUCAAAUAACGGGGUGAGCCCUCUCAGUGCCAAGCUGGAGCCCUCAGGACGGACCUCGCUGCCCAGCAGCCCCAUGGACAUAGUGAGACAGGUGGGCGCUGUGGGUGGCAGCAGUGGCCCCUGUCCCCUCUCCGUGCCCUCCCUUGCACUCCACGCAGGGGACCUCUCUCUGGCCUCACACAAUGCUGUGUCUUCUCUGCCCCUCUCUUUUGACAAAUCAGAAGGAAAAAAGCGUAAGAAUUCAAGUCCUAGUAGCAAAGCCUGUAAGAUCACUAAAAUGCCUGGUAUGAAUAGUGUUCACAAAAAGAACCCACCCAGCCUUCUUGCACCGGUGCCCGAUCCCGUUAACAGCACCUCCUCUCGGCAGGUUGGAAAAAAUAGCAGCCUAGCUUUGUCACAAUCCAGUCCUUCAAGCAUAUCCAGCCCAGGACACAACCGACAGAAGAACACAAGCAGAAUGGGCAGGAUAAGGACUCUUCCCUAACAAGAUGGUGAAGCCACUUCCAACCAGUCCUGGCUGACAUCCUCCCCAGGAGACUAAGUCGGGAGAUGGGAGGGCGCUGGCCUGUGGGGGAGUGUUUCCUGGUCGCUGAUUGUGGCUAUGGCCUUUCUUUUUUUUACAUGGAUUUUUAGUUUAAAAAAAAUAAGGCAAAAGAACCUAAAUUUGAGAUUUACAGAAAACAGUGUUUUCUCUCUGUUUUUUUCAUUUGUCACGUCUUAUACAUUCUUCCACAUUUGGGGUUACUCCCCUUCCUCCUGAUGCUGCUAGUGCACCGUCAUUUUGCUCCUGCCCUGAGAACAGAGGCUGCAGACUGUCGGUUCCGGUUCCGGGUUCCGGUUCCGGGUUGGCACCCGCAAGCUCUUGAACUUUAGCGCUUUCAGAGUUCAUUCUUUCCCAAGUCCUUUCCCACCCCGCCCUUCCUUUCAACUGUGUUCCAGUGGUUCAGAAGCUCCUGGCUCCCACUGCAGCCCUGGACCACUUGCUGGGAGGAGCCUGGCCUUGGAGUUGCUUCGAGGGGCUGAGGGUGGACCUUCAACUGUUUCUUGCGCUUCUCCUUGUCCAGAGCCAAAUGCCAGCCACGAAAGUGAGGACAGUGGCCCUUUAAUGAUGUGGUUUGCUCAAUGCCCAGGCCCAGCUGUGCAGAAAAGACGCACCGGGUCAGGUACAAGGGCAGAAGGGACCUGAGAGGAAGGGAAUAUGGUGGGACCCCGAUGACUGUGAUGGUCAGAGCUUGUUUGGAAUAUGCUAUGAAGAGUCCUUCCCAGGGCACAGUGCAGUUUCCUAAAGCUGGGUCAGCCAGAGACAGAAAGCCCACAGGACCUAGGAAAGCCACUUCAGGAGGUGGCACAGUGACCAUAGCUCCUGAAAGUUCCCCAGAUGUCAGGAAGUUUUGGGGGCCAGGAAGGGUCCUCCAGAGAAAAGUCUGCAUGGAAUUUUUUUGUGCCAAACCCCUUGUGGGAAUAAGAAAUAUCACUGGUUGCACACCCACACCUUAGAUAAGCUUGCACCCCACCAUCAGGUGCCCCAACUCAGACAGUCCAGAGCUGGCAAGGACACGCAUAGAGAAGAGGCUGGGCGGGGAGGCACCGGAGCAUCGCAGCUAUUAAGCUGUCCACAUUGGAGUUUUGAAAGAAACAGCAGGACCAUUAAGCUCUGAUGGGGAAUCAGAAAGAGAAUUCACAACACGGAACAGGUGUUCCACUUUGAUCUGCCAGACGUCCUGUGCCAUCCUGAAAUCAGAAGUGAAUGCUAGUUCUGCAGCUGGGCACACCCCCUCUCCCUCCCCAAAGAUUUCCUUCCCAUUCCUUUUCUCCCAACCCAAAGAUCAGACUACUGUCAAAUUUCACCACGGAAUUGGAAUCUGCAGAGAUGGGAGGCAAAAGGAGUGAUUUCUGUCAAUGGAAUCGCACUGACAGUGUUUCUUACAGGAUUCUUAAAAUUUUAAAUAUAAAAUGAAGAUUUUUUUUAAAAGUCAGGAGUUGAUAUUAAGCACCAGGACAUUGGUUGAAUUAUUUCAUUUUUUUCCCCCAGUGUUAAAAGUGCACUUAUAUCCUGGUUAAUUUACAUCUUGGGGGGGAGGGGGACUGCAAAUUUAAGGGGUGAUUGUUACUUUUUUGUUUUGGGGUUUGUUUUUUUUUAAGGUUAAGGCAGAUUUUAAGACUUAUAAAUGUUUAAGAAAUUAUAAACAAGGUUAGAUCCUUUGAAAAACAAAGUUUAGAAGAUAUUCUUAAAGUAAAUUUUUAUAGUGUUAAUUUUGUAAUAAUUUAUGUUUUACUAUAUUACAGAGCUAACUGACCAGAAUAGUUUCAGAAACAAUAUGAAACUUAGGAAAGUUUAAGCAAUGUUUAUAUUUUUAAAAUGUUCUUUGAAUUAUGUUUUUAUUGUACAUUUCUUCAGACUCAAAAGUGUGUACAUAUCUUUGUUAUUUUUGCACAAUUUUUGUCUUGUUUGGUUUUAGAUGUCCGUUGGUUUUUAUAUAUAUAUAUAUAAAUACAUAAUUUAUUUUGAGUUGUAAAACUUGCAGGAUUAAAAACAAAACAAGUCUCAGCAACAAAAUAAGCCUCUGGCCCAUAAACUCUUCUGUUCAAAGAGGGAAAACAAAGGUUGAGGGGUGAACGGUUGCUUCUGAGAAACAGCGGCUUCACAGAGACUAGGGAGCAAGCAGGCUUCAGGUCGUCCGCUCUGUGUCUUGCAUCCGAAGCUGGAAUAAAGAGGCUCUCCACCCAAUGCUGCUUACUCUCUUGAGAGACCGCUUUGACCAAAAGGUGAGGACAAUUCCAGAAAACUGAGCAAAAAGGGAAAACCCACGGUAUUUCUUCCUUCACAGUCACCCCCGGGUUUACUUUCUGAUGUAUUAAACGCUUGUAGUUAGGAAAAAAAAAAAUGGAAUGCAAAGAAAAGAUUUCCUUUGUGUUUGUUCUCAUGGAAUUCAACUGGACCAACCCCUAAAGCAUCAGGAGAGUAGUAUCUUCGGGUCUUUCUGUUCCCCACACCCCAAUCAGCCUUCUGUUGGCCCCUUGGCUGCUCACACCCCUGUCUGCCUGAGGAGCUCCUGACUCGUCUCCACCUCAGAGGCUCUGGAUGUUAAGCGUAACACAAUGCAUAGACCUGUCAGCCAUAUAAAAUUUAAAAAUCAAAAAAUCGAGUUGGAUAACUUGUAUGCCUUCUUUUGUAUCAAUGUACCAACUGUAAAUAACGCUGAUCAACCUUUGUAGAAAAUAGUUUAUACAGCGUAUUCUAUUAUUGCUGAUUCUCAGUGAACUCUUGUUU
Peromyscus leucopus (white-footed mouse) is the source of this 6421-nucleotide messenger RNA. It is a transcript of the gene Atxn7l1, whose product is annotated as ataxin 7 like 1. Bases 413 to 3634 code for a protein of 1073 amino acids. The record is from RefSeq and is a predicted model, not a curated record. NCBI's taxonomy places the organism in Eukaryota, Metazoa, Chordata, Mammalia, Rodentia, Cricetidae. The transcript has 13 exons.